Messenger RNA from Verticillium nonalfalfae, 486 nucleotides. RefSeq lists its product as uncharacterized. Bases 1 to 486 code for a protein of 161 amino acids. The record is from RefSeq and is a predicted model, not a curated record. The transcript has 4 exons. NCBI's taxonomy places the organism in Eukaryota, Fungi, Ascomycota, Sordariomycetes, Glomerellales, Plectosphaerellaceae.
AUGUUGAACAUUGCGAGCGAGAAAUUCGAGCAUGCUCAUACGAAUUACCUGCAACUGAACAUCAAAGUCGUGUGGCUGUCUCCCAUCGCUAUCAGUUCCGAAUCUACUUCGAGGCAGCGAUCAUUGUCCCUGUGUAUGCUAGCUAUGAGCGAGCUGCGCAAGUCGUACAUCUCGGCAACUGCCGCAUACAAACUAUUCGAGGCGGCGAUUAAAAAGAUUGAUGGGACAAGAGGUUCACGGAGGCCUACUCACCAACCACAAGGUGACGCUGUCAUUGUCGACCUCGUCGCGCAGGAACAGGCUCCUCUUUCACCACGGGAGAGCUGGCCCGAGGGCUACUCUGCCUUGUCAGCCAACGUCAUCUCAGACGCGUGGAUGUGGCCCAAUAUGCUUGGUUCUCAAAAUGAAUCCUGGCUGGACAGCCAAGAUCUUGUUGGGCUGUAUGAGCCUGGGGACUUCACACAGGCUCUAGACGGAUGGACAUGA